Messenger RNA from Aspergillus tubingensis, 942 nucleotides. RefSeq names its product Mob1/phocein family protein. The record is from RefSeq and is a predicted model, not a curated record. Gene Ontology annotation, cellular component: cytoplasm; nucleus. The transcript is spliced from 4 exons. Gene Ontology annotation, biological process: positive regulation of protein phosphorylation; cell division; signal transduction. The coding region runs from base 1 to 942 and encodes 313 amino acids. Gene Ontology annotation, molecular function: protein kinase activator activity. Lineage: Eukaryota; Fungi; Ascomycota; Eurotiomycetes; Eurotiales; Aspergillaceae.
AUGGCGACCUUCUUCCAGAGUGUCCGCCAAGGGUUUGGCAGAGGCAAUAACAACAAGAACAACAACAACAAUAACAAUCCCGCAAAGAUGAACAAUGGAAGUCCGGCUCCGUCGCCGUCGUCCCAGAUGCCUCCCGCCGGCCAUGUGCCCAACUCGCCGUCCCUCACCUCGAGUCUCUCCGUGGACACCUCCUCCACCUACGACCCCGAUGCUCCCAAGUACUUCUUUCAGGAGAAAUAUGCCCCCCUCAAUGUGAAGGGUAACUUCUUGACGUUGUGUGCCUGUCCCAAGAACGUGGAGCUGGGUGAAUGGCUGGCCCAUCAAAUCGUUGAACAAUAUCGCCUGCUCCAUGGCAUGCUCCAGGUUAUCCAGGAGGUCAAUAGCCUUACAGGACUGCCGAUCUGUAACGAGAACACCUGCCCCACCAUGUCGGCUGGUCGCUUGACCUACACCUGGCUGGUCGACGGUCGUGCCGCCAAGAUCUCGGCCCCCAAGUUCAUCAACCGUGUUGAGAAAUGGAUUGUCAGCAAGAUUCACGACCCGGUCAUGUUCCCUACGGAAAAGGUUACUGGUGUACCAGACACUUUUGCGGUCAAUGAAGCAGGCGGCCCCAGCGCUACUUCCGGAGAGGAGUGGAUUGGCAAGUCCAGCGGCUUCCCUCAGACGUUCUAUAAAGACUGCCAGGGCAUCAUGAAGCAGAUGUUCCGAUGCUACGCCCACUUGUACCACGCGCACUGGCUGAACCCCUUCUGGCACAUUAACAAGCAUGACAUCCUUAACAUGUGCUUUGUCCACUUCGUCACGGUGGCCAAGUACUACAAGCUCGUCUCUGAUAAGGAAAUGGAGCCCAUGCAACCCCUGAUCGACCUGUUCAUCAAGCAGCAGCGCAUCCCUCCGGAGGCGCUAGCAGGUGGCCACUGGGGCCAGCAAGCCUCUAGCUGA